AAGCCUGAUAGUCUCAAGACAGACAACGGGCCUGCCUACACUGCAAAGUCCUUUCAGGCAUUUUGCCAGACAAUGCAGGUCGGUCAUACUACAGGAUUACCAUACAAUCCUCAGGGUCAAGGAAUUGUGGAAAGAGUACAUCGUACCUUAAAAGAGCUUAUACAAAAACAAAAAGAGGGAUUUGCCAGCAGCCAAACACCAAAAGAACAACUUUCUUUAGCUCUUUUUACUCUAAAUUUCUUAAUUCUGGAUGCGCAUGGCCGCUCUGCUGCGGAUCGCCAUGCUACUACUACACCUAUAACUAAUGCAGAAGUAAAGUGAAAGGAUGUCUUAACUGAUGAAUGGCGUGGCCCAGAUCCCGUGAUUUCAAGAUCUAGGGGAGCUGUGUGUGUUUUUCCGCAGAAUCAAGAAAAUCCAAUUUGGGUACCUGAGCGCUUGACUCGAAGAUUGCCUUCUGCUCUUCCUGAAGAUGAGACUACGAACCCUACUAUUACUGAGAAUGUAUGCUGCUCUAGAAACCAUGAUUCUGAAGAUGUGGAGACCCGCUGCUGACUUUGAGAAGAGCCAAGCUUAGAGCUGUGAGAGCCUCUUGGAGCAGGGCUGAGGUGUGAGAGGAAGAUUUGGGGUCUGCUGUGUCACCUUGGCCCUGAGCUGUUCCUGAUGAAGUCACGGCCUUUCAAAGCUGGGAGCCAAGAGAAGCAGCUCAGCGGACAUGGGAAUUUACUGCAAGCCCUCUGUGCUCUUCCAGGACUCCUACCUCCUGGUCCUUACACAGCUGCUUUGCUGGGUGACCACAAAGGGUUUCCGGGUCUUUGGUCCCUCAGACCCCGUUGUGGUCGCACCAGGUAGGGAAGCCAUACUUCCCUGCUCCGUGUCUCCAGCCAUGAGUGUGGAGAACAUGGAGGAGCUGAGGUGGUUCCGCACCAGAUUCUCAGAAGCAGUAUUUGUCUAUCGGGACCAAGAGGAGCAGAAGGAAGAGCAGAUGAUUGAGUAUUCUUUGCGGACCUCGCUGGUGAAGGAUCAAUUCCAUGAAGGCAAGGCUGCUGUGAGGAUCCAAAAUGUCCAGGAGUCAGAUAGUGGGAUACACGUCUGCCACUUCAAACAGGGAGUGCUCUAUGAAGAGGCCAUCUUGGAACUGAAGGUGGCAGCGAUGGGCUCUACUCCUGAAGUGUACAUCAAAGGUCCAGAAGAUGGUGGAGUGUGUGUUGUGUGCAUGACUUCAGGGUGGUACCCGGAGCCCCAGGUGCACUGGAGAGACUCCACAGGAGAGGAUCUCCCAGCAUCCUCGGAGACCCUCCAUGAAGAUGCUGAAGGACUGUUCAGCACAGAGACCUCACUGGUGCUGAGAGACAGCUCUGUGAGGAAUGUGGCCUGCUCCAUCUUCAAUCCCGUCUUGGGUCAGGAGAAAGCCAUAGCCAUUGUCAUCCCAGAGCCCUUUUUCCCUCAGGCCUCUCCCUGGAAGGCAGCUUUUAUUGUGAUCCUGACCAUGAUGGGACUUCUAGUCUCAGGCACAAGCUAUCUUCUCAUAAGAGAACAUUCUGGAAGGCUGAAGUUGCAGCAGGAAUGGAGCCAUUUUCAGCUUGAGAAGGAUGAGUUACAGACGAUAAAGGAGGAUGCUCUGAGGACUGCUAGUGCACUCAGGGAGGAACUUGAUAGGAGGAAAGCCACCUACAAUCGCGCCUGGAGGAAGGCCCAGCUGUAUGCAGAUUGGCGCAGGGAACACUUCCAGGCCUGGACUUUCACUCUGGAUCCAGCCUCUGCCCACCCCACCCUUGUCAUCUCCCAGGAUAGAAUGAGAGUGACCCGGAAAGACACCAAUGAACUCUUCCGUGUGCUAUCCAUCGACCUCUUCAGUGUGCUAGGCACCAAAGGCAUCUCUUCUGGAAGAUAUUACUGGGAGGUCAAGCUGGCAAAUGGAGAAGGCAGCAAAUGGAGUCUGGGGGUCUGUAGGGAGGUUGUGGAGAGGAAAGACUUUUAUUUUGAGAGUCCAGAGAAGGGGUUUUGGACAGUGGGGCAGUCUAGUUGUGGGUAUUUUGCCUAUGUUGAACGUGGGAGGGCUUCCUUAUCCAUCAGGCAAGCUCCACAGAGUGUGGGGGUGUUUGUGGACUACGAUGAAGGGGAAAUCUCCUUCUAUAACAUGAGUGACAUGUCCCACAUUUUCUCCUAUGAGGCUUCCUUCUCUGGGACUCUUCUUCCAUACUUUCGGCUUAAGUCUGGAAAUGUCUCGAUGACUGUCAGCACCAUGGCCUGUGUGUCUGAGGGGCAGGAGGGAGAAGAGGGAGAGAAAGGGGAGGAACAAGAGGAGGGCAAAGAGGGGGAAGAAUGUCAGCUCUUGUCCCAUGCCAGGGACACUCUGUUCCCAUAGUGUGGAUCACUGCCUAAGUCGUCAAUGUGACUCCAUGUGGGAGUGUAAAGUAUUUUUAUAUUUAAUGUAAUUUUAGAUUAAAUGUUUACAUUUCAUGUAAAAUAGCAAAUUGUACAUUCUGGUGUGUAAAAAUUGUCUCAAUUUUCAGUAUGUAUUAAUAAAGUUUUAUAGGAA
This is a messenger RNA of Rattus norvegicus (Norway rat), 2539 nucleotides long. The record is from RefSeq and is a predicted model, not a curated record. NCBI's taxonomy places the organism in Eukaryota, Metazoa, Chordata, Mammalia, Rodentia, Muridae.